Molecule: messenger RNA, 3151 nt
Organism: Periophthalmus magnuspinnatus
Lineage: Eukaryota; Metazoa; Chordata; Actinopteri; Gobiiformes; Gobiidae
Gene: islr2
Product: immunoglobulin superfamily containing leucine-rich repeat 2
Exons: 2
Coding region: 126-2258 (710 amino acids)
Molecular function (GO): protein binding
Source: RefSeq, a predicted model, not a curated record
GCGGGAAAAUGUUGGCUUCACCGCGCGCUGACCAAAGCCGAGUCUGCAGUGAGCGGAGUCUGGUGUAAGCAGUGAGUUUGUCACCGGAACCUGUGGAGACGGAUCAUCUUAAAUUGCUGCCACAGAUGGAGAACAUGUCCGCGCGCCUGCUGCGCUUGUUGGCUGUGUGGGCACUGGCGGCUGCAAUGGCGCAGUGCUGCCCUCAGCCCUGCACGUGCGUGGAUAAAGGUGUACAGAAUCUGGCCAACUGUGCGUACAAAGAGCUGCUGGAGGUGCCCACGGGUCUGCCCUCCAACAUCACUACCCUGAGUCUCUCUGCCAACAAAAUUCAACUGCUAAAAAGCAAGAGCUUUGUGAAUGUAACCCAGGUCAACUCCCUGUGGCUUGCCCAUAACGAGAUCGUAACCAUCCAGAAGGACACGCUGGCUCCUCUAGUGCAGCUGAGAAAUCUGGACAUCAGCUACAACAAAAUCAUCAACUUCCCCUGGGAGGACCUGCAUAACCUGACCGCACUGCAGCUUCUCAAGAUGAACAAUAAUGAAAUGGUCAGUGUACCGAAGGAUGCCUUCUCCACUCUGGUUGAACUCAAGUCUCUGCGCAUCAACAAUAACAAGUUCACCACUAUUGUCCAGGGCACCUUCAGUGCUCUGUCCUCCCUGUCCCACCUGCAGAUCUUCAACAACCCUUUCUUCUGCUCCUGUGGCCUGGAGUGGCUCAGAGAUUGGAUCACUACCACAAAGAUCUCAGUGGCCGAGCCCAACAUCAUAGUGUGUGACAGCCCCACGCACUUGAAAGGCACUAUGGUCACCAACAUGCCCAAACUCAGCUGCAAAGCCCCCAUCGUGACCAUCACAUAUCAGCCUGACCUGGAGAGCACUGACCUGACUGAAGGGGCUACUGUCGUCUUAAUCUGUGAGGCUCAGGGAAUUCCACUGCCUCAGCGUGUGUGGGAGCUGACCACCGCCAGCCAGAACUACCUGUUUCCUCUGCCGUUCAAUGGACUCAAUGCUGACAAACCCAUCAAUGAUAAAACAACAAACAGCCAGUUCCACAUCUUUCAGAAUGGCACCCUCUCCAUCCCCCAUGUGAGCAAAAGAGUGGAGGGAAACUACAGCUGCUCUGCCACCAACGAUGUGGGCAGGGCUCAGAGCAGUGUCCGAGUGGCUCUGGCCUCUCAGAAGUACACCACAAAACCAGAACCUGAUUCUACAGACAAACCCCCUUCAGUGAGCAAGCCCACAGCUCCCAAGGUCUCCAAGAACAAUGUGAUCAACCUGUCCAAGAGUGAAGAGAAGACAAAGAGCUCUGCAUUCCCUGACAAACACGAGAUGGAGCGGGCUGGAGGUAAGCUCAAAGAACCGACACUUGUCAGUAAAUGUGGAGUGAAAGACGGCAGUGAGUAUAUCUCCAACCACGCCUUCAACAUGAGCCUGGAUGACCUAAAGCAGUAUAACUUUGACUUUGGGGUCAUUGCUCUGGAGGUGUCUGAGACUGAAGCCAAAGUUCAGCUGAACCCACUUCAGCUCUCCAACAGCAAAACCAACCUCCACCUGAGCCCAAGCGACCACCUGGACACCGUCAACAAAGAGCCAAUUAGAGUGUUCGAAUCGUCGAGCUCAAAGUCCAUGCUGGACAUGCUCUACCUCUGCGUGGACACAGGGAACGGACACUCCAUGGUGCAGUGGUCCAAAAUAGAGGAAGGGGUUAACUCCUACCGCUUCCACCAUCUUCAGCCUGGCACCAACUACACCUUGUGUCUGACCUAUGGAGGGCAGGACUGCAAGGUACAAGUGGUCUUCACCACCAGGAGGAAGAUCCCCUCCCUGCUCAUUAUUGUAUUGGUCAGUAUUUUCCUUCUGGCUCUGGCCACUGUUCCUCUGCUGUGGGCUGUCUGCUGCCACCUCUUGUACAAAUACCAGGGAAAAACAUACAAGCUCGUCAUGAAGGCGCAGAACCCGGAUCAGAUGGAGAAGCAAAUGGCCGUGGACUUUGACCCCCGGGCUGCUUUUGUGGGCUCAGAAAAGAAUUUUAAUCCAAGUGAAUUGGGAGAGGAGGGGGAGGACGCGGAGGAGGAUGCGGACCGGGAGGGAGAGGCGGAGGGCAGCGUGGUCACAGAGUCCAUCCCGGGAUCCUCAUCCAAAACCAACCCAGAGGAGUUUGAGGUGGGCUCGGAGUACAGUGACCGCCUGCCUUUGGGUGCAGAGGCGGUCACCAUCUCCGAGGAGAUUAACGGCAACUACAAGGAGCCGAGCCGUUAAGAUGCGGAGCCGCUGAGCCUCCGGAGCCACGGAGCCUGUAUACAUCUUUUCAGUUUUAAGUCGCUCACAUCCAGCAGGUGACUCACAAACCCGGACGUUGUAAAGACUUUGAUCAAUGGCAACUCUUUCAUUUUUACCUCAAAGCGCUGCGUCAGAGAUUGUGAAUAUUUCCGUGACAUGUUUAAAGUUAACGUUUACAAAACAAGCACACGUGCGUAAAACAAAAGAACUGAGCUGUGCGUAAAGAAGAAAAGCACUUAUCCCCGAGCACAAGACAAAAGUGCCAUAUUUUAUAAACACAAUAACAGGGAUCUUUACGCACUGCCUAAUCUGCGUCUGAAAAACACCAAACCGCCUUCCUCCUCCUGUCUUCCUCCUCCUCCUGGCCAUCCCCCCUCUUCUUCUCCUCUUCUCCUCUACUCCUGCUCCUCCUUUCCUCCUCAUCCUCAUGCUCCUCUCCUCUUCUCCUCCUCCUCCCCCUCCUCCUGCUCCGGGGUGUGGACGCGCGCGCUCCUCUGUAUUUGGCACUGCUUCUCUGGAAUAUUUGCUCUAAAAACGUGAUGUGCUUUAAAUAAAAUACUAUUCGUCAUUUACCAGCUGAUGUAGUGUCGCGUGCGGGCUUUAUACUACGAACAUUAUUGACAGGUGCUUUUUCUUUGAGCGUGUCCACGGCAUGUCGCGUGCGUUGUGUUUAGUGUAGUCUGCAGCCGUAGAACUGUUCACCUGUGAUGUGUUGCCACGUGAAUUGGGAUAUGUAUUUUUGUCAUUUUAUUUAUUUUUUAUCUUUUAUAUUAUUUCUUAUUACUUUUUUUUUUUUUUUUUUUUUUUUACGGACGAUGAGUUUCUACAGAGCUUUUAAGACAAGCGCAUCCAGAGCCACUUUAGGCUCCUCG